UCUCCCACCUUUCGCCCUCUCUCUCCCCCCUCUUUCUGUCUCAGGACCAGGUGAAACGAGAGGGAGGAGGUGGUAGUGUGACUCUUUCAUCCAUUAAAAUCCACCUGCUCUUCAUCUCUCUAGUAUUAGAGAGAUUGUCCCGAGCAGGUUUACCACCACAGCCGACAUGGAGCGUCCAGAGAGAAGACUGCCGCUCGCUUUCCUCCUCCUCCUGCCUCUUGUGUCUGUCAGCUGCGUCGCCAAUCCAAAAACCACAGUCUGCUGGUGUGUAGUGUCCGACGCCGAGGAGCAGAAGUGUCUGGAUCUGGCCGGGAACGCCACGGCUCUGAAUAUUAGAGGAUCUUUGCAAUGUGUCCGUGGCCUGAACAGCAGAGACUGCAUGGACAAGAUCAAGAACGGGACAGCAGAUGCAGCCUCCAUGACUGCAGAUGACAUCUAUGCUGCUGGUCUCUGCCACGGCCUGGAGCUUUCAGCAGGGGAGUCUCACAACGGAGCGGAUAGUAUUAGCUACUACGUGGUGGCGAUGGCCCGCCGGUCCUCCUCAGAUCUGUCCCUGCUGGAGAUGCACGAACGCAGCUCCUGUCACCCCGGGAUACGCACCACGGUGGGGUGGACAGUUCCCAUCGGCUACCUGGUCAACACUUCCCAGAUCAGCGUCGGGGAGCAGUGCAACUUCCCCAAAGCCGUCGGCAACUUCUUUGGCUACAGCUGUGUGCCGGGCGCUAAGGACCCCAAACACGACCCCCGAGGCAACAACCCCAAGAACCUGUGCGAGGCCUGCAUAGGAGACGAGAACGACCGACACAUCUGCGCCAACAACCACAGAGAGCGGCACUACGGCGAGGCGGGGGCGCUGAGGUGUGUCGCGGAGAACCUCGGCGACGUGGCCUUCAUCAAACACACGACCAUCUUUGAGAAUAUGGAUGGUAAGAACCAGGAGUCCUGGGCCCUGGAUCUGGAGCUGGAGGACCUGAAGCUGCUGUGCCCGGACGGAACCGAGGCCGGUCUGGACGAGUACGAGCGGUGCCACCUGGCAGCCGUCCCCACCAACGCCGUGGUGGUGCGCACGGAGGACAAGUGUCGCGUCUGGAAGUACCUGGAACGUUUACAGAAUGUGUUUGGCAACGCCACCGAGGGCUUCCGCCUGUUCAGCUCAGCAGGCUACGGCGCAUCCGAUCUGCUCUUCAACGAUGCCACCCACCACCUGCAGAGGGUUCUGGGUAGCUACACCUCUUGGCUGGGCCCCACUUACACCGCCGUGCUGCAAGCCUUCGAGUGUGAGGGCUUCUGCUGAUGGAACAGGAGGAAGACAUCCAGCGCAUCAACUUCCCACCCCGUCCCUCUGUCUCCAUCCUCCCGUUCUGCCUCCCCUCCCCGCCAUCUGUGUCCCUCCGCCGCUCCGUCUUGCCAUCUCUCGUCCUCUCUCUCGCUUCGCUCUUCGUGUUACGUUUUCUCCCCUGCAUUUCCAACCCGCCCGUCCUCCAUCAUCGUGUCCUCGUCCUGCUGCAACCUAGCGCUUUCCCCUCUAGUGUGUUGCCUGGCUGGCGGGGUAGGACAUCGCUAAGAGGGGCUAAUCGGCUAAGGGGAGAAAACUUCAGAAUCUGUCCCUGGGAAAAAUGAGCUUAGUUUGAGAAAAGGACACAGAAGAAAAGGCUAGAAGUAUAAAACAAUAAACUAGAAAAGCAGUGCAGGUUAAUGAGUGUUGCAGUUGCAGUGUUUUUUUUUUUUGACUGAUUACACCUUUAAAGCAUUUGAAAAUGAGGAUUUUUGAUAAAGAUUUUAGCCAGUAACAUGAAACAUCUUCCCCUGCAAACAAGACAAGUCCGGUUAAAUGUUCCUACCCUGAAUGUUUGUUGGGAAACUGUGCCCCUCUAGUUGCAUUAGUCUAAGCUGCAGCGCCACCCCUCCCCUCCUCCCACAGGGUCCGUCUCUGGCACUGAACAACUGGGUGCUAUUAGCUUAGAAAGUCUCAGUUACUGUAUGUGUGUGUGAGUAUACACUUUUUUUCCCCACAGCCAUUAUUGCCCUAAUUGGAAGUCUGGCAUGUUAUACUGUUCUGUGUGUGAGAAAGAGAAAAGUGUGUAUGUGUGCAGUGUGUGGGUGAGUGUGUGUGUGUGUGUACGUUUACGUGCCUAUGUGUUAGUUUGUUGCUGCUUUCCCAUGGCUUUGUAUACCUAAUGACUUCGGAUCACUGCUUUCUCACGUCUGGUAUGGUGGACCGGACCGUGCCAGCUCUCGGUGUAUUGUUACACUAUACAGUUUAUGCUAGAGUAACUGGAUUAGGGCCUUGUGUUGCCUUCAGUGACCCCUGAGAGAGUCGUUUUUUUUUCUAAGAACCUUUGAUAAUUUUCUUUCGCAUCCCCCAAAACUCCCAACAUGUGCUGUCCUUUGUCCUGUCCUGCUUCGACACAUAAAGGAACACUUGUGUGUUUUUCUGCAACUUAUCAUUUAUUCUUUAAAACUGUUCAAAAACACUGACAAUGAUAGAAGGUAUGUGUGACUAAUAGGGGGGAUGUUCGAGGACGGUGUCAGUAAGCGAUUGUCAUAAAGACGAGUGUUAAUGAUUUGAUAUGCUUUGAAGAAACGGUGAUUGUCUAAAUAAGAUAAGAGAUCAUUUAUUUUUCUGACAUGCUGAAAGGUUAAGUUUGCCUACAAAUGAAAAAUUCUGUCAUUUUCUUCUCACCUGCAUGUCGAUUUAAAGGUGAUGUUUCCCAGUUCACCAAACAUUUCUGGAGCAUCGCAGCUAAAACAGCGUUGCAGCAGUUUACUGACUGAACUACACGGUAACGCUCUUAGCUCAGCGGCUACAGCAACGUUUUUGACUUUGAAAAUUGUGAUUCCCUUUCGGACGAUAUGACCGUCACUGCUCACAUACUUCCAUGCGUCCGUCACGUUGGCGUAGCUGUCAAGGGAUGCGACCACUAGAGGGCACCGCUCAGUCUCGCUCAAACAUCCACCUUUCCUUCACCGCUGUCCAGUUUUCUCCCAGCUGUUCUGUAGCGACCGUCUCAUACAGAUGUUUAAAACUCUCCUCAAAAAGUUUCACCAUUUUAAAACUUUUCUUCUGUCCUGACUCACUUGAAUUAUUGGCUACUCUGCUACACUGGGAACCUACAGGAAGUACUGCUCCAUUGGUCCGUAUCUGUAAGAACUUUUAGAUAACCUGCAGAAAUACAGAGGAAAUACAGACAGAAGGCUUCGUCUGAAUCUAACAUUAGGCAAAAACAAGCCUUUAGUUGUUUAGGAGGAUGCUGCAGUGCUGUUUUGCUCUGAAGCUCCAGACAUGUUUCCUGGAUAACGACUGAAUUUUCAAUUUUUGGGGUGAACUUCUCCUUUAAGGGAGCUGUAAUCAAAGAAUCACAAGCCUUACUUGACCCACAGAAUCAUGUGCUGUAAAAACUGUGAUCCUGGGCUGCCACUUGUCGCCUCCACCUCUUAUUAUUUCUCUCACACUCUGCACGGCAGAGCUCGGCAAAUAAACUGAUAAACCGGAUGAAGUUCUCCUCGUCUCAAACUGUUUUUGACCUCAUCGUACCGGAAGAGAUCCAAAGAGUCGGAACUAGUACAACAGAUACAAAUACACGAGUGUGUUAACAGUAAUUUGGCAGGUUUUAAGUUAAACACUGUGUUGUUUCUGCUUGCGAUUGUGCAGAAUUAAGGUUGAGUCACAAUCCUCAACAGGCAAAAGACUCACAUCUAUUGUUCUAAUUCAACUCUUGUGUUUGAACCGUUGGUGCUGUGUGUUUUCUACUGUUGUCCGACAGUCUUCAAAAGAGGCUUCAUGUAAAUACUCCUCCUGAAUGUGUAGCGCUGCAAACCCUCCUCUUAUUUUUUUUUUCUCCCUCAACCAAUUAAAUGAAUGAUGAUAAAGAAAAUAAUCCUCCCUCGUCCCUUCUUCUCGCCGACUUCUAAUUAUCCUGAAACAGUUUUAUGAUAUCUGCGUGGAAAU
Messenger RNA from Acanthopagrus latus (yellowfin seabream), 3949 nucleotides. RefSeq names its product otolith matrix protein. Gene Ontology annotation, cellular component: early endosome; plasma membrane; recycling endosome. Bases 167 to 1294 code for a protein of 375 amino acids. The transcript is spliced from 9 exons. The record is from RefSeq and is a predicted model, not a curated record. Gene Ontology annotation, biological process: iron ion transport. NCBI's taxonomy places the organism in Eukaryota, Metazoa, Chordata, Actinopteri, Spariformes, Sparidae.